UUCCACUCUGUGUUCUGCCUUGCUUCUUUCAUUAUUCCACCCUUGUAAGCUUAGAGCUCGAAUUUAUCGUCGUUGACUUGGAUGGAUCGAUCUGAGAUUGUGUUUUUCGACGUUGAAACCACCAUCGAGAAUAAUGCCAUUUUGCAGUUCGGAGCCAUUUUGGUUUGCCCCGAAAGGUUCACGGAGCUCCACAAGUACUCCACCUUGGUCCGACCAGCCGACCUUUCCCUCUUCUCCCCCGAGGCCAUUGUUGCCUCAGCUCCUAAUUUUGCUGACAUCGCCGACACAGUUUAUGAACUCCUUCAUGAACGGAUUUGGGCUGGUUAUAACAUGUUAAGAUUUGGCAGUGUUCUCAUCAGAGAAGCAUUUGCAGAGAUUAAUCGGCCGCCACUGAAACCCAAGGGUACUAUUGACUUGUUACUUUUGUUGACUGAAAAGUUUGGAAGGAGAGCUGGUGACAUGAAGGUGCUGUUCCAGUAUACUUAUAUUUUAUGGCAGGUUAUUGUAUUUACCCAUGUUAGACGAAAGGGAAAGACUUAUAACUACUUCAAGAGCUUGGAUAAUGCUAGAAAGAUUUUGGAAAUGCUCAAAUCAUGUGCCACUGUUCUGUUCUUGGAAUCGAGUCUUCCAGAUAUAUUCACCGAGAAAAGCGGGGUUUCUUCAUAUGCUACUACAAAUCGCAGUAAUGGAAAAUCAUUACUAGAUGGGAGCUCAUCAAAUUCGAAAAUGAAAUCCAUGUUAUCAUCACCUGUUAAGAAUCAACGUGAAGAAGAAAAAAAGUGGCCAACAUCUCCCAUUCCUAUGUUCAGCUCAAGCGGCUCUAAAUCAAACAUUGUAGAUGCUGAUCAUAUAAUUCAACAACAAACUUGUGGCUUUAGUCCUCUUCGUGACGAAAUAAACAGAGUUAUUCAACCUGCACAAUCUUCAUCUUCUUCAGCCAAUGCGUCUAAGGCUUACGGCAGUACUGAUCUUGUUUCCUUAAAGCCCGAUGAAAUAUUUGUCUCUUGUCUCACUGCAAGUCUUGUUCCAUUAUAUCGUGGCAGUCCAAGGAUACAACUUUUGCACCAAGGUGUCCCCUUUCAACUUCGCUGUGCUGAUCUUGAAAUACGAUUCGGAAUAAACGGCAAGUUUCUUGAUAGCGCUGGUCGACCAAAGUUGAGUUUUGUGGUUGCUCCAUCGCAAAGUUUAUGUGAGGUUCUUGACGCCUGUGACAAGAUUGCACAGAACUCAUGUUUGGAGUCUGGUAGUGACUCUGAUUGGAUUGCAGCUCUUAUCAGAAAAGAUGGCUUCUUCAAUGACCCCAUCGUGCGAUUGCACAUUCCUAGGGCAGAAAGCGGGAAUGUGGCCAUAUAUGCAGCUGAGAUAUAUAAGAAAGAAUCAUCAGGCACUGUUCAGAGGCUGCGAUUCAAUGAGUUUGAUAUAGUGGAGCUGGGUUCCUUGUUUUUGCCGGGGACGUAUGUUGAUGCAGUCUUCUCCUUAGAUCCUUUUGACCAUCUGCAGAAAGCAGGGAUUAGAUUGGUUGCCAAGAAAUUGACCAUUCAUUGUGUGUAA
Messenger RNA from Prosopis cineraria, 1551 nucleotides. Its product is annotated as protein NEN1-like. Gene Ontology annotation, molecular function: 3'-5' exonuclease activity; nucleic acid binding. The record is from RefSeq and is a predicted model, not a curated record. NCBI's taxonomy places the organism in Eukaryota, Viridiplantae, Streptophyta, Magnoliopsida, Fabales, Fabaceae. The coding region runs from base 82 to 1551 and encodes 489 amino acids. The transcript has 6 exons.